Papaver somniferum (opium poppy) is the source of this 411-nucleotide messenger RNA. Its product is annotated as metalloendoproteinase 4-MMP-like. Bases 1 to 411 code for a protein of 136 amino acids. The transcript has 2 exons. Gene Ontology annotation, cellular component: extracellular matrix. NCBI's taxonomy places the organism in Eukaryota, Viridiplantae, Streptophyta, Magnoliopsida, Ranunculales, Papaveraceae. Gene Ontology annotation, biological process: proteolysis; extracellular matrix organization; collagen catabolic process. The record is from RefSeq and is a predicted model, not a curated record. Gene Ontology annotation, molecular function: metalloendopeptidase activity; zinc ion binding.
AUGGAGCAGCAUCAGCAAAAUAAUGAUUGUGUUCAUUUCUGGCCAACUCUCCUCCCAUUGGAAACUCAAGACUACGAGCAUGCUAACAUCACCACAGGUUUUUAUUAUGGUGACCAUGGGGAUGGGGCUCCAUUUGUUAAUAAAACUGUGCUUGCACAUGCAACUGGUCCGGGAUCAGGCGCACAGAUACAUUUCAAUGCGGCAUUUACUUGGUCAGUUGAUUUCAAUUCAGAGAAAUCAGAAGAUGCCUUUGAUUUGGAAUCCGUGGCGAUACAUGAAAUCGGGCAUGUGUUAGGGCUGGAUCAUUCGUCUGUUCAGGAAUCUGUCAUGAGUAUCAAAUGGCCUUCCAUACAACCAAGAGCGAAAAAGUUGGACUUGUCUCUGGACGAUGUCAAUGGUGCUCAAAUCUGA